GCCCUUCUCUCGUCCCCGCCGCACAUUUCGUUAACGUCGCAACACGCUGGCUAUUUGCGAAUGCAGCUGGUUGCAGAGGGCUCUGACGGGGUGGCCUGCCAUCUGACUACGGAUACGGAUACUCCCCACAGCUGGAAGUUUCCUAAGCUGCUGCAAGAUUUCCAAGGUUUUCCUCGCAGAGGUGCUUUACAUCAGUGGUAGGACAUUAUUUCUGGCUACAGUCUUGCACCCAUUUAGCCACUGGGAUCAAUGGUACUGACUCCUGAGGGAACAGGAACAGCUAUUCCAUGGAUUACUGCCUGAGUGGUCCAGGGCUGUCUGAGUGGGCGAGUCAAUGAUGUCAGUGUCCCUAUUAAUACAAGCUACUGCUGCAUUCCUGUUGUACCCUUGGUCCUGUGAAGCCAAGCUGUUGUAUCAAGCAAUGGCAUCACAACCAAUCGAAUGUCAUAAAGCUGGACACUCAACUGGACAAAAUGGGCCAGCUAUGAUGACAAUUGCCCAGGAGGAGAAGAAUCGGGACACCUCGCCUAGCUGGUACCAGGCUCGGGCAGGCAGCAUGAUAUCAGCAGGCCAGCUGGAGAUGAAGCCACAUGUGAUGAUCCCUGAAUCUCAGGUGGUCCUGAAAAAUGAUCUGGAGCUUAUCAAAGCUCAGCUCCAUGCCCAAACAAAUGCUUUCCAGGCACUGAGCCACUCCAUUACUUUGUUGGAGCAGGAGAGCCACCAGCAGCAGGGUAGGAUCAAGGAACUGGAAGAGGCAGUACAGUUGGCCAGCCACUCAGUUCCUGGAGAGAUGCUGGAUGGUUUAAUGGAAAGCAGGAUCCAGGAGGUUUGGAAAUUGAUGUCCAAAGAGGUAGAAGGACUCCAGGAUUCCAUGAUCCAGAAGGAAAGCUCCAUGAAGAAUCUGACUCAAGAAGUCCUUGAGAGCAAGAAGUUCCUUUGGGAGGAGCUGGAAGCAGUGCAGGGUGAACUGCAGCACAUCCACCAGAAAUUGAAGGACCAGGAGGUCGAUAUCACCAGGAAUUUGGUCAGCAUUAAGAAAAUGCAGGAGAAUCAAAUGAAGUGCUCCAAGUUCCUGACCCAGAUGAGGGACAGAAUCCCAAAUGAUGCAUCACAUGUUGCAGAUAAUAAGCCCAUGUCUGAAGAGCUGAAUGACAUCUGGUCGGCUAUCAAUACCCUGCGCAACUCCAUCAGUAGUUGCAGCAUCUGGAGUGACAGAAGGGGGUCUUCAAGAAUCAAAGGUCGGGCAAACCAGCAACAUCGGAAGCCUGCCUCGCCAGGCACCAUUUUUUCUGACUCAGCUCUGUACCAGCACCAUAGCAGCCCAGAGCACAGCUCAUAGGAGCGAAAUGAGAUUCAAGAUCCUGGAGAGAAACUGGGCUCUUCUUUGGAGCUGAACUUUUGUCCGUGCAGAUGAAAUUAAACCCAACUGCUUGGAAGUGGUUUGUUCUGACCAUCAUUGGCUAGAGAACAUCAGAAGCUGCCUUAUUCCAAGUCAGGGUCUUGGUCCAUCCAGUUUGGUAUUGUGAACACCAACUGGCAGUGGUUCUGGCCUUUCCCAGACCUGCCUGAAGAUGCUGGGGACUGAACCCAGGAGCUUUCCGGCUCACUGUGGUAGCAUGGCAGCCCAUGGCUCUCUGUCUCUACCGUGGGAAUCUGAAUGCUGCCUCUCUGUUUGCCAGACAGUGGUACCUGUUAAAGUUUGAUGCCAACUUUGAGUGAUCAAACACAGAGCCAGAGCUUCAGCAGGAAAACCUGGUAUUCAACUAUUGCGUUGUUCUAGGCCACCUCUGCAUUAGUGGCAUGAAAUGAGCUCAAACCUGCUCAUUCUGUUUAACUUUUUCAGUGCCCUGAACUUUGCUACAGCAGACCUGAACUGCGUAAUUCUUCUUCAGCAGAUGAGGGCAUGCUUGAAUAGAUUGCAGUUCCCACAAUUUCCAGCCAGAAGGACCACUGGCAUUAUGGAAGGAAAAACUUUAAAGAAGUUCCAGUCCAAUUAAGAGAAAGGUACAGUCCAAGCAAACUUUUAUCGUUACUGUACUGCAGGGACAGGUCCAUGACCAACUCAUUGGCAUCAGAGCACCAACAUUGUUAGCAAGGAUCAUCUCCUCCUCCUGUUACAAGCACAGCUUUUUACAGGCUACAGCAGUUACAUCUGGUCUGUUCUUGGAAUACAAACAAAAAAGAAAGAAGGAACUUGGUAUCUCAAACAAUUAUCAUGUGGCAACUUUUUCUGUGUCUUAUGUCUGGGGAUUCAAAUUGUAACAGCAAAAGAGAGAGAGAUUUUUCCCCUGAAACUUUAAGAGUUGGUUGGGAAAAAUCCUUGGCCUUGGUUAUACUUCUGAUAACAUUUAAGCCAGUUUGCUCCACAGAAGUUCAACAUGUCUGGAGAGAGCCUGGUUAAGGAAGCCUGAGAGAGAUCCACUAGAUUGUGUUCAGGGGAGAAUGUAGCUGUGGGAAGCAAGCCCUUCGAGAAAAAGGGCAGGAACAGAUUCUCCUUAGUCUGGGAAGAGAAGGUGGAGGGUACGCCUUGCUUGCUCUGCAAUUUGUUUCCAGGUUCCCUAUCAGCAUCCUCUGAAAUGGGAUAUUUUGUUCCCCUUCAUGCAAGCUUAUCCUGUUGUCAACUGCAUUCACUUAGCUCUGCUUUGCUAUGAGUCUUUCAGCUGCUCAAUGGGACAGACUUUGCAAUUUUCCUGGUAUGCUUCCAGUCUUUUGGGUCCCCCAUAAUAUCCUAACCAACGACCAAUUGACUGAUUUUUCCCUGUCAUAGGGGAAAUCAUACCUCUAAUCACUGAUGGUCUGUGGAAUGCAGUCUAUCUCACCACAACCAUAUAUUUGAAAUAUGGUUCUUAACUUUUAUGGCAUUUUUACUUCAGAGAGGAAUUUUCUGCUCUAAUUAAAGCCUGGUUUGAUUCUU
Molecule: messenger RNA, 2914 nt
Organism: Varanus komodoensis (Komodo dragon)
Lineage: Eukaryota; Metazoa; Chordata; Lepidosauria; Squamata; Varanidae
Gene: CCDC159
Product: coiled-coil domain containing 159
Exons: 14
Coding region: 335-1339 (334 amino acids)
Source: RefSeq, a predicted model, not a curated record